UUUCGUAAUUUUCUUCCAAAUAAUUGUGUAAACGAGAGCUGGUUCUACAAAUUCGUAACCAUGACAUCUUCCCAAGAUGCCUGCUACAUAUCUUUGCUUGGACUAGCGGAAUAUUUUCGAACGGCUACGCCCCCAAAUAUCAAGAAGUGUAUUCAGUGUCUGCAGGCCCUAUUUACCUUCAAGCCGCCCCUGAAAGUGGAAGCUCGAACUCAUUUACAGCUGGGGCAGAUUCUUAUGGCGUAUACAAAAAAUAUUGAACUGGCCCGGAAUCACCUGGAGCAGGCCUGGAUGCUUUCGGAAAAUAUUAAUAAUUUUGACGACGUGAAAUUCGAUACAGCGAGUUUGUUGGCUCAACUCUACCAGCAGCAGGAGCAGAGUGCGUUGGCAAAGCCGGUUUUGCGUAAAGCGAUUGAACUGUCUCAGCAUAACGUUUAUUGGCACUGCAAGCUGUUAUUCCAGUUGGCGCAAACACACGCCACCGACAAAGAAUAUGCUUUAGCUUCGGAGUUGCUGGCCGUUGGGGUAGAAUCUACCGAUGAAUCCAAUGCUACUUAUUUGAAGUCACUGUUUCUGCUUAGUCGAGCGAUGAUAAUGAUGAUCGAACGGAAAAACAGUGAUGUUCUGGUUAUAUUGAACCAAGCAGGGACAAUCAUAGAUAAUUCGAUUCAGAACAUUCAUCUGAAAGAAUACCUGAAGGUAUUCUUCUUCGUGUUGCAGGUUUGUCACUACUUGCAAUUAGGGCAGGUGAAAACCGUAAAGACAAGUUUGAAACAGCUGCAGCAGAGUAUUCAAACUAUAAUGGCACCAAAUUGGCCAACCGAUGAACAAAUCUUCGGUCAGAAUAGUACUGAAAUGUUUAUGUGGCUACCGAAGGAGCAGCUCUAUGUCCUGGUUUACUUGGUGACAGUUUCCCACUCGAUGAUGGCCGGUUAUAUGGACAAGGCGCAGAAGUACACUGAGAAGGCAUUGACCCAGAUUGAAAAGUUGAAGUCUCAGGAAAAUAAACCUAUUCUUGCAGUGUUUCAAAUUAUUCUGCUUGAACAUAUCAUUAUGUGCCGGCUUGUGAUGGGCAACAAAUCGUUGGCGAUUAAAGAAAUUGCUUUAGCUAAAGACGUUUGCCUUUCGUCACAUAAUAAGUUUUUGCUCAAAAAGCAUUCGGCUCAAUUGCAUUGUUUGCUUGGACUGUAUGCGAUGUCAGCCAGUUUGUUUGACCAUGCGGAACGACAGUUUCUUAGUUGUAUUGCGGAUUCUAACGAAAGAGAUUUGAAACUUUUUGCCAACUUGAAUUUGGCAAUUGUCUAUUUGCGUAUGAAACGAGAACAAGAUUUAAGACAAAUUCUGGAAACAGUUCAGCAGGAGAAUUCUCAAUGCUCUAACAGUCAAGCGCUAAUGGGAAGUUUCUACUAUGUGCAGGGGUUGAAUGCGUUUCAUAAGAGCAGCUUCCACGAGGCAAAACGUUUUCUCCGCGAGACUUUGAAGAUGGCAAACGCUGAAGAUUUGAAUCGACUGACUUCCUGCUCGCUAGUUCUCUUAAGUCACGUUUUUCUCAGCAUCGGUAACUCUAAAGAAAGUAUGAACAUGGUUACACCAGCUAUGCAGCUGGCAUCGAAAAUCCCUGACAUCCACGUGCAACUUUGGGGAAGUGCCAUACUUAAAGACCUACACCGAAUGCUCAAGGAACAGGCUUUGGAAAAUGAAGCCUAUAAUAAUCAUUUAAAUUUUUCGCAAAAUUUGAUUGCCGAUCAGCUCAAGUGUACUAAAUUUCCGGAACAUACACUUAUCAACUGGCUGCAGGGUGACCCACCGUUGCCAAUGCUGACGCAAGAUAUCCCGGAAAUGGCCCCCAUCCAAUCAACAGCGACAGUGGUUCGUGUCGCUGGACAACCAGGGCAGCAAAUAAUCUAUCAGUAAAGUUCGAAAUGUGUGCUUGAUGAAUUUAAGGUUCGAUUGAUUCCAAU
Messenger RNA from Sabethes cyaneus, 1958 nucleotides. RefSeq names its product MAU2 chromatid cohesion factor homolog (gene Mau2). Gene Ontology annotation, biological process: maintenance of mitotic sister chromatid cohesion; mitotic sister chromatid cohesion. The record is from RefSeq and is a predicted model, not a curated record. Bases 61 to 1911 code for a protein of 616 amino acids. Gene Ontology annotation, molecular function: protein binding; double-stranded DNA binding. NCBI's taxonomy places the organism in Eukaryota, Metazoa, Arthropoda, Insecta, Diptera, Culicidae. Gene Ontology annotation, cellular component: SMC loading complex; chromatin. The transcript has 4 exons.